ACAUGCGGAUACCGCACGGUAACCGGGAUUGACACGCGAUUGGCGCUGACGGCAGCAGGCGCGAGCUGGGACAACGGGCGACACAACGGGCUGGCAGAGGACAUCCGCGAGAAGCGUACUUUGCAACAGAAGCUAACAUCAGCGAACUUGUCCGGCUGCGAAGGAGAGCGCCACGCUUAAGACCAUCGCGCUCGUCACCGACAAACUCUGGGUAUCAAAGGAAAUAUCUUUUUGACGUCGCUCCUUCCGGGGAGUUGGAAUUAUGCCCGUUGGACACAUUCCAAAUUCGGUGUAAUUCAUAGUACAGCCGGUGGGAAACUGGGAGAGACGGAGCGCCGCUUAGCUAGUUAGCCGGCUAGCUGACGUUAGACCCUUUGCUCUUGAUUCUGCGCAUUUACUUGUUAGCUAGCUUGACAGAUAGCUGGUUAAUGUCUCUGAAUCUUGCCGUUUGUUAAUUCCCUUCGUUGGAGCCUACUCCCCGGUGAACGUAGAGUUUAUUUCGACACUUCAGGUCGUACGGUUGCUUUUGUUGCUUGAAGGAAGGCUGUACGGCUAGUGAGACAAGGUGGAGUCGGGAUAAGGCGAGUCUGUCCUAACGCGACUGUCCACCAUGGAGAACACUCACACGAAAACUGUUGAGGAAGUUUACAACCAUUUCAACGUGAACGAAAGCACCGGACUCGGUCUGGAACAGGUGAAGCGGCAGAAGGAAAAAUGGGGGCCGAAUGAGCUACCCGCUGAAGAGGGAAAGUCACUGUGGGAGCUCGUGCUCGAACAGUUUGAGGAUCUGCUCGUUAGAAUCCUCCUCCUGGCAGCUUGCAUAUCUUUUCUCCUGGCCUGGUUUGAGGAGGGAGAGGAAACCAUCACAGCCUUCGUGGAGCCUUUUGUAAUUCUGCUUAUUCUAAUAGCCAAUGCCAUCGUAGGCGUGUGGCAGGAGCGGAACGCAGAGAACGCCAUCGAGGCUCUGAAGGAGUACGAGCCGGAGAUGGGGAAGGUGUACCGGCAGGACAGGAAGAGCGUCCAGAGGAUCCGAGCGCGCGACAUCGUCCCCGGGGACAUCGUGGAGGUGGCAGUGGGAGACAAGGUUCCUGCCGACAUCCGGCUCACAUCCAUCAAGUCCACCACGCUGAGGGUGGACCAGUCCAUCCUGACUGGAGAGUCAGUGUCGGUCAUUAAGCACACGGACCCUGUGCCUGACCCCCGUGCUGUCAACCAGGACAAGAAGAACAUGCUGUUUUCAGGCACCAACAUCGCGGCCGGCAAGGCAGUGGGCGUCGUCGUGGCGACGGGCGUGAACACGGAGAUCGGGAAGAUCCGGGACGAGAUGGUGGCCACAGAGCAGGAGCGCACCCCCCUGCAGCAGAGGCUGGACCAGUUCGGCGAGCAGCUCUCAAAGGUGAUCUCCCUGAUCUGCAUCGCCGUGUGGCUCAUAAACGUGGGCCACUUCAGCGACCCCGUGCACGGCGGGUCCUGGGUGCGCGGCGCCGUGUACUACUUCAAGAUCGCCGUGGCGCUGGCGGUGGCCGCCAUCCCCGAGGGGCUGCCCGCCGUCAUCACCACCUGCCUGGCGCUGGGCACGCGGCGCAUGGCCCGCAAGAACGCCAUCGUGCGCAGCCUGCCCUCCGUGGAGACGCUGGGCUGCACCUCCGUCAUCUGCUCCGACAAGACCGGCACGCUCACCACCAACCAGAUGUCCGUGUGCAGGAUGUUCAUCGUUGACAGGGCUGAGGGAGACAGCUGCUCUCUUAGCGAAUUCACCAUUACUGGCUCUACCUACGCACCUGAGGGAGGAGUGUCCAAAAAUGGCAGCUCCGUGCGGUGCUCAGAGUAUGAAGGCCUGGUGGAGCUGGCCACCAUCUGUGCCCUCUGCAACGACUCUUCCCUGGACUACAAUGAGGCUAAAGGUGUGUAUGAGAAGGUGGGAGAGGCCACAGAAACUGCUCUGUGCUGCCUGGCGGAGAAGAUGAACGUCUUCAACACGGACUUAAGGAACCUGUCCAAGGUUGAGAGAGCCAACGCCUGCUGCUCGGUGAUAAAGCAGCUGAUGAAGAAGGAGUUCACGCUGGAGUUCUCCAGGGACCGGAAGUCCAUGUCUGUGUACUGCACCCCCAACAAGGCUCACUCCUCCACGGGCAAGAUGUUCGUCAAGGGGGCCCCAGAGGGGGUGCUGGACAGGUGCACGCACGUGCGCGUGGGCGGCAAGAAGGUGGCGCUGACGGCGGGGAUUAAGGAGAAGAUCCUGUCGGUGAUCCGGGAGUACGGGACGGGCCGGGACACCCUGCGCUGCCUGGCCCUCGCCACGCGGGACUCGCCCCCGCGCAGCGACCAGAUGCAGCUGCACGACUCCACCCGCUUCAUCCAGUAUGAGACGGACCUGACCUUCGUGGGCUGCGUGGGGAUGCUGGACCCUCCCCGGGCCGAGGUGGCGGCCUCCAUGCGGCUGUGCCGGCUGGCGGGGAUCCACGUCAUCAUGAUCACCGGCGACAACAAGGGCACGGCCGUGGCCAUCUGCCGCCGCAUCGGCAUCUUCGGCCCCGACGAGGACAUCAGCGGCAGGGCCUACACCGGCCGCGAGUUCGACGACCUGCCCCCCGCCGCCCAGCGCCAGGCCGUGCUCACCGCCCGCUGCUUCGCCCGUGUCGAGCCCUCCCACAAGUCCAAGAUCGUCGAGUACCUGCAGUCCUACGACGAGAUCACCGCCAUGACGGGAGACGGGGUGAACGACGCCCCCGCCCUGAAGAAGGCGGAGAUUGGCAUCGCCAUGGGCUCGGGGACGGCGGUCGCCAAAUCGGCCUCGGAGAUGAUCCUGGCGGACGACAACUUCUCCACCAUCGUGGCGGCGGUGGAGGAGGGCAGGGCCAUCUACAACAACAUGAAGCAGUUCAUCCGCUACCUCAUCUCCUCCAACGUGGGCGAGGUGGUCUGCAUCUUCCUGACGGCGGCCGUGGGGUUCCCCGAGGCGCUGAUCCCAGUGCAGCUGCUCUGGGUCAACCUGGUGACGGACGGGCUGCCGGCCACCGCCCUGGGCUUCAACCCCCCCGACCUGGACAUCAUGAGCCGGCCCCCCCGAAACGCGCGCGAGCCCCUCAUCUCUGGCUGGCUCUUCUUCAGAUACCUGACCAUCGGCUGCUAUGUGGGCGUGGCCACGGUUGGGGCGGCGGCCUGGUGGUUCAUCGCUGCCGAGGACGGGCCCAGAGUCACAUACUACCAACUGAGCCACUUCCUGCAGUGCUCUCCGGACAACGUCGAGUUCCAGGGGGUGCAGUGUCAGGUGUUCGAGUCGCCCUAUCCCAUGACCAUGGCCCUGUCUGUGCUCGUCACCAUCGAGAUGUGCAACGCCCUCAACAGCCUGUCAGAGAACCAGUCCCUGCUGCUCAUGCCCCCCUGGAGGAACAUGUGGCUGCUGGGGGCCAUCUGCCUGUCCAUGUCUCUGCACUUCCUCAUCCUCUACGUGGAGCCGCUCCCGAUGAUUUUCCAGAUCACUCCUCUGAACGUGACGCAGUGGCUGAUGGUGCUGAAGAUCUCCCUGCCGGUGAUCCUGCUGGACGAGGUGCUGAAGCUGGUGGCGCGGCUGUACCUGGAGCGCAGCGGCGAGGCGGAGCCGCCGGCGGCCGGCGGGAAGAGCUCGCUGCCCUCCUGCCUGGAGGGCGUGUCCUGGACCUUCGUCCUCCUCUUCCUCCCCCUGGUGCUGUGGCUGUACAGCACCGACACUAACCUGGCCGAGCUCUUCGGCUCCUGACUCACCCCGAGCCUGGCCCGCCUGUGCCGUGUGAUCGCGCGUCUGCAUGGCCCGUAAAAAGGUUUCAAUUAACAUAGAAACUUCAUUAAUCGCCAUUAAUUAAACGGUACAAAAACAAGUAUCAAGACCAAGUAAGAUGUUUCCGAGCAAAAUUUAAAUUGGAUUAAAAAUAAUGUAAAGAAUUGUGGUUCACCAGUUUGUAAGCCAACCAGCUGCCUCCUCUGCUGGAGUAUUCAUUGAACCGAUUGGAGAAUAUUAUUUUCAGCCCCCCCCCCACAGUCAUUAUUGCCUUUUAAAUUUGUAUUUUUUAUUUUUUAUUUUUUUAAGUGGACUGGUAUGGCCAUUUGUCAUUUCACGAUGUGUCCUUCCUUUUUUAAAAGUGUUUUAUAUUUGCUGCCCUCCUCGUCCAUGAGGAGCUGGUAAAUUUAUGACGUGUACAGAGAUUUAACACUAUUUUCUGCAUUUAGUUUUUUUUUUUUUCCUUCUUUUUUUUUGUAUUUGUGAGAAGGAUCAAUUUGGAGCUGUUAGCAGAGCUGUUUACCACAGGGUUUGUCAGUGUGAGUCUGUCUGUGUGCAGUUACUAAAACACCCCACUGGAAACGGAAGCCUCUCGCGAAGGUUCCUGCAUGAACAUUCCACAAGGUUUCAUCCCCUAUAACCCCACCCCCCCCCAUCCCCAUCAAUUUGAAAUUCAACAUUGCUCGUUUUCUCUUUUCAAACUUGUGUUUUUCUUUGCUUUGACUCAAAAUUUGCCUUUAUCUCUGAACUGCAGCUACCUCAGUGCUGUCAAUUUUUUUCAAAUUUUGCGGGUGGGGAGGAUGUACUGUGUCUUUUUCGAGCGUUGAUUUGGAGGACUGUAACAGAAAUAACACAGAUUCUCUGCACUAACCAGAUGCUCAGUUCUCGGCUCCUUGUUCUUAACACUGACGCCUCCAUUUUCUUAAUGCCGAAGCCAGAACAUUCCAUUUUGUUCCACUGUUCCAUGAAUAGUCAUUCCGUUCCUGAAACACGGUGGCAGCAGAUGUUCUGUACUGUCAUUUAGCAAUGGAACCUCCUGUAGUCAAGGGGAGAGAGGACCAUGAGAAUGUUGGAGAGUAGCAUCUAGCUACCGUAAACAGUAACAAUAAAAAAUUGAUCUUACCAUUAUUUCUCCGCUCUUCAAGAGGAAGAAAAACCUCACGUGAACAGUUAAAUGUAGACUUUCAAAUGUGUUGACCUUCAGUAAGGAUGUUUUCAUCGAUGCGCUUCGUGUAGGUUGAAUGAAGCAGGCCGACCACUCGAUGCACUGCAGUCUGGUGCUUCCAGUACGUCCAGCGCCCUGCAGUCCUGGGGGAAACGCUGUUGAUCCAGCAGAGAGCAUUUGGGUACAGAGGUGUGUGAAUCGCGUGUGGAACUGCAUCUGCCAGCACUAACGACUCGGGUGUUCACAGCAUGCCGCGCUAACGUGCGCUACUCUGUAUGCUAACAUCGCCAGAGCUGUGCGUUUUAAGGGGAGAAUGUAGCAUGGCUCUGUACGGCACGCGUCCUGCAGCACCAGAUCCACUCCUGCUCUCCUGGGCCUCGCCUCUCUCUCUGUCACUCUGUGAGUAUUUCUUCUCCUGCGCACUCUCAUUUGCCACCUUCCACCUGUCACUCACACGCCCGUUCUCCAACCUCGGCCAGUAAGUAAGAGGGAUACACCCCGCGCUGGGGAGUGGGGUGGAGUUAGCGUUUUUACUCCAUCUAAGCCCACAUUGGCUUGUAGGCUGUAAUUUAAUAAUUUUUCUGAUGUGUGGCAGUUUAUCAUUCAUUAAGUGUGUACAGUAAGGGAGUAAUUCUAGCAGUCUUCCAGAAUGAAGUUUGGGAGCGAUAGGUGCACCAGCUGUGACUGGAAUGCAGCCUGUCCCUCGUCCCCCUCUGACCCAAACUAGGGGCCGGCCCAAUCCUCGCGCUUCCCCGCUCAGGAAGGGAGGGUGAACGGGGGGGGGAGCGGGUUUGCCUGUGCAGACCCCAGUAAAAUAUUCCAGGUGUCUUAGAAUGUCGGAACUCGCAGGACAAGGGGCGAUAUCAUCAAAAUAUAUCGUCAUUUGAAUCCCCCUCUGUGCGGGUCUUCCGAAAACAGCCACAAAGGGAGCUUUGCUUCAUGUACUUCCACCAGCCACAGUUUCUGCUAUGGAAGGGUUCCACAGCUCUGGUCCUGGAGGGUCAGUCUGCAGGCUGGUUUUUGUUCCAAACAAGUACCUUAGAUUUAGUUUUCUGACUGCCCUAUAAUCCAUGCUGAUUCACUCCUGUACUCUAGUACUGUAAAAUCUUUAGGAUACACUUGUAGUCUGCAGCUUUAGCUAGUGUUUAUACAAACGUCAGAUUAAGAUGUAAUUAAGCUAAUUGCAUAAUUAAGAGCAGAAUUUGGCACAAAGUCCUGAAACUGUUGUGCUCCCCUGUGCUAUGGUUUUUUUAAUGCCUUUCACACUUAACCACAAAGAAGCCAUGGAGCCAUCUCCUUAUGGUCACAACAGAGGUACUUAUGUCUUAGGUCUUUACUUAUUGGAUCAAGCUGCGUAUCUCACAGCCAAUCAAGUCAAGUGAUGAUAAUGAUUGAUUCUACUUUAACCCUUUUAAGAUGUAAGAUUACAAAUCAGUGAAUAUAAGGUUCUUAACUGAACAUUCUAAUGCUGAUGUAACCAUCACUACUGGUAUUUGAAAACGACAGAGCUCUAGAACACUGACUUAGAAUUUUGAAAAACUUUCCAAAAAACCUACUCUUAAACAAAUAAAAACGAAUCAAAAGAAUGAUUCAUGGGAUGGGUCUCUCCUCUGUGAGGUCACUUGUACCUUUAUGACCUCAUAAAGCAGUAGCCAAGGCUUUGCAGUCUCUGCUUCGCUGUUCCACACCCUUUUUACUCUCACACGUCCUGCACUCCUGGUGUUGGUUUACUGUUGUCAUUUGGAUCCCCUUAAAACCAGAAAAGUAGUGAUAAUGGGUAGUCGAACAUUAACUGCUUUUAAUUUAAUAUGUUCAAAAAAACACGUUUGGGUAUGUCUAGAGGUUAAAAAAGUGUGAGAGGGAGUGCGGUGAGCGGUACCGUCUCUAGACAUUCAUUUAAAAUGUGCAAAGGGAAGCGGCUACCUGCAUAUCUGUAUAUAUACAUUUUAGAUUAAGAUUACCAGGGGCAGGUUAACAGACCUGAAAGUCUUAUAAUGCAGAGAGGAAAACCAUUCACAAUACCUGUAACUAUAGUAACCACACUGGCAAUCCUGGCCUGUAAGGAGAGACCUUAGCUUGACCAAACCUCAAACAAGAUGUAAAACGUAAAAUUUUGUAUUAAUGUACAAUAUACAGUAAUGCAUGUCCUCUGGUUGUAAGCAGCCAAGCCUAUUUUAUCAUCAUGAGUUUCUAUAUUAAGCAGCUAUGUACAAUAUUGCUAAAUGAUUAUUAAAGUACACGCCAUUUACAAGCAGUUCAGGCUAACUCAGAACCACAGAAUAGUUUCAUUACGAGACACUUUUCCUAAGGAAAUUUUUUUUAAGAGGUUGUGCAAAAUAACCAAAUCGACUUCCUUAUUUUAUUCUGCACUGUAAUAUAUCUUAUUUAAAUAAAAACUACAUUACCUGAGCAGGCCGUGAGUGAGAAGCGUUUCUUUGGAUAGUCAGUGGGUUCGUUUGACAGCCAUUGUUCCCGAAACAGCUGUUUUGUUUGAGAGCCGGUGGUUGGAAACGUGCAUCGCGGCGCCGAUUGUGGUGGAAGGAAAAUUAAACGUGUCGUGUGUGACUA
This is a messenger RNA of Anguilla anguilla (European eel), 7490 nucleotides long. RefSeq names its product ATPase sarcoplasmic/endoplasmic reticulum Ca2+ transporting 2b (gene atp2a2b). The coding region runs from base 611 to 3739 and encodes 1042 amino acids. Lineage: Eukaryota; Metazoa; Chordata; Actinopteri; Anguilliformes; Anguillidae. The transcript has 21 exons. Gene Ontology annotation, biological process: intracellular calcium ion homeostasis; calcium ion transmembrane transport. Gene Ontology annotation, molecular function: ATP binding; P-type calcium transporter activity; ATP hydrolysis activity. Gene Ontology annotation, cellular component: membrane. The record is from RefSeq and is a predicted model, not a curated record.